AUGGACAAAUGGGAGUCUCUUGCGACGGUCAAAUCCUUUGACUUAGGAAUAGCACGCAAUAGCCAGCAUGAAUCGUUACUCAGUCAAAAUAUGCAACAGGUUGACAUAGUCAAUUCUACAGCUACUACACCCAUCAGCCUCUUGGUUCAAUCUCUUGUCAAACAGCUAUGUACUCUCCUUGAGAAAGAUUUCAAUAGUGCCAAUCAACUUUAUAAUAAAAUAUGUGAAAAGCUUCACAGUAUGAAUUUAAUAGAUGACUCAUAUGCUAUGGGAGAAUUUGAGGUCAUGAGAAGUCAGUAUCAACGAGCCUUAUACCAGCUAGUAACAGUUGCGAGUGGUUCAGAAAUACCUAUCACUCUCCCUGACACCUGGCCCAUAGUUCAACCGUCUGGCUUAGAAUGGUCUAGGUAUCAUAAAGAAUUUGAAGAGUUAUACUUCAUCGCUGGAGGAGGUUUUGGGAGUGUUUUCAAAGCUCGACAUAGAUUAGAUGGGGUUGAAUAUGCUGUUAAAAAAGUCUACAUCAAAUCAUCUGAUGUGCAUUCAAUUAUGACACAUUUGGCCGAAGUAAAAACUAUAGCAAGUCUCAACCAUCCCAACAUUGUGAACUAUAAGGCCGCAUGGCUGGAACCCAUGAUAGAAUCCACUUUAAAGAAAAAGCGCAAAUUUAAAAUGGAUGAUAGCGAUGAAAUCUCUACUAUAAAUUCAAACAUUGUGUCAUCUGUACACCCAAACAUUGUCAAAUCAUUUAAGACACAUGACUCGAAAGAGCUUACAAGGAACAACAGUCAGUCUGAUUUUGUCAUAUCUUUUAAAAAUUCUGGCAGUUUUGAAUGCGAUGAUAGCUCUAAUGAGGAUAUUGAUAGCGAGAGUGAGGAGGAUUCAGCAUCCCCAAGUGAACAGAAUGCUGUUUGCGAAAUCUUGUCAAGUAAGGAGUAUGAAAAUUGUUCAAGGGUUAACUUGAAAUGGGCUACACUCUACAUCCAGAUGACAUACUGCCAACAGACACUUAAACAGUGGCUGGAUAACAGAAACAGCCGUAUGUCGAUGUCAAGAAAAAAUUCUGAUGAUAUGGUGCUUGCCAAUAGUUACUCCAGCGAUUCGUCAGGAUUUGAUAACUCAUUCAUCUCUGACUGUAACUAUCCACUAUCUUGGAGUCACAUUGAUGUUGUUAUAGACAUGUUUACUCAGUUGGUCCGUGGGCUGCAUUACAUUCAUUCUAAAGGAAUUAUACACCAUGAUGUGAAACCAAGUAAUGUGUUUGUUGCACGGAGUGAAACAGGACUGUUAGUGCAGCUGGGUGAUUUUGGACUCGCGUGCCCGCUUCAGCAGUCUCAUAGUGGAUUAGCUCUUGGUACACACUUGUAUGCUGCGCCCGAACAACUCGAUGGGCAAUGUAACCCUAAGAGUGACAUGUACAGCCUUGGCAUAAUACUUCUGGAGAUGGUAGAGCGUUUUAGCACCGAAAUGGAACGCGUUAAGAUCAUCACAGAUUUGAGGAAGGGUCAGAUACCAGCCCGUUUGAGUGCCAACUUUCCAAAAAUUGCCCAUAUCAUCGGUAAACUAGUGCAGUGGAGACCGAGCAAGAGGUUAGACACAAAGCAGUUGUUGGAUGAGUUGAAAUAUCUUUCAGAAGACAAGGAUGAGACCAUAAGAUCUUUAAAAGAGGAGCUGGCUGCAAAGGAUGACGAGAUCGCGAAGUUAAAGAUGAUGUUAGCCAAAUUUAAUCCUUAA
Parnassius mnemosyne (clouded apollo) is the source of this 1731-nucleotide messenger RNA. The record is from the annotation of a GenBank genome assembly. Lineage: Eukaryota; Metazoa; Arthropoda; Insecta; Lepidoptera; Papilionidae.